Molecule: messenger RNA, 884 nt
Organism: Xyrichtys novacula (pearly razorfish)
Lineage: Eukaryota; Metazoa; Chordata; Actinopteri; Labriformes; Labridae
Source: the annotation of a GenBank genome assembly
AUGCCCUCAGAGAAGCUGAGUGAGGUGGCUGUUGGAGUCACAAAAACCAUCCUUGAUUGAACCAUCCAACUCCUGUUGAAACCCUGACUGCUGAACCUCCACUCACAGACUUAGUACAGCCAGACAGCAAGGACCAAGAACCAAGCAGUGAACUGGACUCUGUGGAGCAAACUCCAUGUUCUCAUGAGACCCUGCCAGCUGUAGCUACUGCCACAGUUUCAGUCCUGGAGGGCAAGGAUGUGGAGGGAGAGUCCACCAGAGAUCCAGAGCCUGUUUUGGGAAAGGGAAAGCCUCCAACACUGUUUGAACCUGAUACAGAGGAUACCAUCAGCAACCAAGAGCCAGGCCAGGAAACAGACCCUGCCAAGUUGGGUUCUCCACCAUCUCCUCCAGUCUAUCCUGAUGAGCCAUCCUUCACCAGCCAGAGUAUUUCAACUGAGCCCUCACUACAUGCUGAGUCUGUCCAGGCUAAUCUUCCUCCUGUCACCCUGCCAGCUGAACCUCCAGUCCUGGUUUCAGACCUGGAGAGUGUUGACAAAAUUGAGGAGCCAGGAACAAGGGAUGAACCUCCAGUCCUAGUUUUAGACCUGGAGGAUGUGGACAAAAUUAAGGAGUCAGGAACCAAGGAUAAACCAACAACCCAGACCCUGAUGGUGCCAACUCCAUCACCUCCAGUGAUCCCACCCACUGAAGCUCCCACCACAGCUGCAGUCCUGGAGGAUGACGUUAUGGAUGAGUGGUCCACCACAGAACCCGCUUUUCAGACUGCAAACAAGGCUGUGCAGGUCCAGGUCAGGGUACAAAAACCCAGAAUGAGGAGGAUCUUGAGGUGGUUAAGGGGGAUCGGCGGCUGCUGCUGCUGCAGGCUGCCUAAAGAUGACUGA